Closterium sp. NIES-67 is the source of this 1508-nucleotide messenger RNA. The record is from the annotation of a GenBank genome assembly. Lineage: Eukaryota; Viridiplantae; Streptophyta; Zygnematophyceae; Desmidiales; Closteriaceae.
UAAACUUUUGCGAUAGAUUUCCCACUCAGCGAGUCCUGCUCACCAGGUCCCGCGCUCCUCGCCGAAUUCUGCGCGAUCCCGCCGACGGCAGAAGCUUUCGCCUCGCCUCAUGUCACCACGACGCCAAACUGAAACGUUUUCUGCGCCAUGCCUCCUAGUUUUCUGAGACGUCUUUAGAAUCCUAGCUUCUUCCGCGGUCAUCCCGCUGACGGGAGAUCUCACCUCGCCUCCCGCCUUUCUUCCUGCGCUAUCCACAAGGAGCGGGUCUCGCGUCGCCUCAUGCCGCCAUGGCGGCCGUCCUUUGCGGCGCUCGUGCGGCCCUCUGUUCACCUGCUGCUGCUGCUCGUCUGCCUCUCGCAGGCGUACUUCCUCUGGUCGGGGAUCAGCUUCGGCUCCUACACAAGUGCCGCCCAUCCUCGUGCAGGCGACUGCGACAUGCAAUGGCAAGGGCUGUCAUCGCAACAGGUGUCGCUGCGUGAUUCGCCGGGGAGAGCAUUAGGCGUGGACGAAUCAGUGAUGCCGGCAGCAGGUGAAGCGGGCAGCACAGGGGUUCGCACAGAAUCUCUCUCAGCGAAUGGUGCAGCCGGGCUGAUUCGUUUGGAGCGUGUCCUUAAAACGAGGAUAGCUACAGUGGAUGCCAUGCUGAAGAGCUUACAGCAAGAGAAGGCUGAAAUGCGACAGGGGAGGGAAGCAGUGGAGGAAAGGGGGAAGGAAGACAGGGCGCAGGGGAAAGGCGAGCGGGGCGGAGAGGAGGAAGAGGAUGAUGAUUUGCUGUCGUGGGUUGAUGCUGCUGCUGGUGGCGGCAGUGGCAGUGGAGGAGGGGAUGGGAAGGAAUUGGUGGUGGAGGGAGAUGAGGCGAAACUUGAUGAUGAGGAGAAGGCGAAUGAGAGGGAAAAGGUAGCCAACUCCACUCUUCUCUCUUCCCCGCCCACCUCCCUCCCUCCCCACCUCUCCCUCCUCCUCUCCCACCUCACUCCCUCCCACCUGCCCCCAGUCUGCCGCACCAACCCCAUAACCCACUCCCUCUCCCCCAUCACCUCCUCUCUCUUCCCCCCUCCCCCUCGCCUUAUCCCCUGGACCCCGCACCCCCACCGCUACCUUCUUGCAACCUGCUCCUAUGGCCGCACGUCCAACCACCUGCUGUGCAUAAGAAGGUACCUUGCCUUCGCUGCCCUGCUCAACCGCUCCCUGCUGCUGCCAGUAGUGCCGCGUGCUGCUGCUGCCUCUGGUGCUGCUUGGCACAAGGGGUCCUCCUGGUUCAAAGGUGAUCCGAGGCAGGGGAGCAGGGUGGCCUUAGGCUCUGCCGCUGCUGGCUCCUCCUCCUCCGUCUCCUCUUCCUCCUCCUCGCGCAAUUCUUUUCUCUUCAGCACCACUCCCCACACCACUCCCCACACCCUCCCCACACCUCUGUGAGCGGCCUCCCUCGUUCCCCUUCCAGCGCCACUCGCAGGCGGCUCAUGGCCAGAUCUCUCAGGCGCCACAAAAGUACCAUCUCCAAUUCCUCUGUG